GUCUCAUGCUCCCCCAGUUUCCGGAAGAUCCGUGUACAAUGAUGGAGAAAAUGGAAUCCUGAGACCGUUCCUUACUAGGCAAGCAAAUUUGCGAAAAUAAAACUACGAGAGUCCAAGAUAACGAAUAACGAUACCAAUACAAGACAGCAGCUGGAUCGUGGUGGCUCGGCGAAAGACAGCGGUACUAUUCAACCUAUUUCCCCUUGACACCUGAUGGAGGGCUCAGACAGUUCCGAGCCAGGCAGCAGUGACCAACCCGAGGCCCAGCGAAGGAGGCAGCGGGACCGCCUCGACCGGGAGGAGGCCUUUUACCAGUUUGUCAACAACCUGAGUGAGCCUGACUACCGUCUGAUGAGGGACAACAACCUGCUGGGCACCCCAGGUGAGAUCACUGCAGAUGAGUUGUUGAGUCGGCUGCAACAGAUUAAGGAUGGGCUGGAGCAGCAGCCGGUCCGAAACGACAGCACCAGCGUUGAGACUGGAGAAACAACAGGAGAGCCAAUGGAAGGCCCAGAGGACCCUUCUAAUGGCGACACGCUCCUUGAUUGGCUGAAUACCGUCAGGCGGACAGGCAACACCACACGCAGUGGUCACCGAGGCAACCAGUCAUGGCGGGCGGUCAGCAGGACUAACCCCAACAGCGGAGACUUCCGGUUCAGCCUGGAAAUCAACGUUAACCGCAGCCUGGCUGAGCAGCAGGCUCGUGCUGAGGCUGAGGGAGAAGUUCAUGAGGACGUCCCAGCAGGGCCACCUGGACCUGGGGUGGAUAUCCUAACAGAGACUGGGGCUGAGGUAGAGACUCCCAUGGAGACUGGUGAGGUGGUGGAGGAGCCAGUAGUGGAAGACCUGGCCGUCAUAGUGGAGCCAGAGUCUCCCAUAGAGGCUGAAGCAGAGAUGGAGCCUGAAAUGGCGAUAAACCUUGAAGCUGAAGCGGCGAUGGGGCCUGAAGCUGAGGCGGCGAUGGGGCCUGAAGCUGAGGCGGCGAUGGGGCCUGAAGCUGAGGCGGCGAUGGGGCCAGAAGCUGUUGCGGCCGUGGGGCCAGAAGCUGUUGCGGCCGUGGGGCCAGAAGCUGUUGCGGCCGUGGGGCCAGAAGCUGUUGCGGCCGUGGGGCCAGAAGCUGUUGCGGCCGUGGGGCCAGAAGCUGUUGCGGCCGUGGGGCCAGAAGCUGUUGCGGCCGUGGGGCCUGAAGCUGUUGCGGCCGUGGGGCCUGAAGCUGUUGCGGCCGUGGGGCCUGAAGCUGUUGCGGCCGUGGGGCCUGAAGCUGUUGCGGCCGUGGAGCCUGAAGCUGUUGCGGCCGUGGAGCCUGAAACUGAAGCGGCCGUGGAGCCUGAAACUGAAGCGGCCGUGGAGCCUGAAGUGGCUUUGGAACCAGAAGCAGAAUCAGCCUUGGUGCCUGAAUUAGACUUAGAGCCUGAAGCUGAAGCAGCCAUGGAGCCCGAAGCUGAAAUGGAGGUGAUUCCAGAGUUGGUAGCCGAAGUCCUCCCAACUUCCUCUCUUUUAGCCACCAGCCCCUCUACCUCCCGACCCUGCAGCCCAGUGAUCCAGGGUCCCACUCCAGCUCCUGCAGCCUCCGACCCCCCCAGCCCUUCUGAGGAGCCCCCGCGACGCGGCCAGAGACGAGCCCGCAGCCGUAGCCCAGAGCAGCGCCGGACCAGGGCUCGUACCGCUCGGAGCCGCUCACCCCUCACCCUGGACAGAUUGGACGGGCUCCCACACCCACGCCACCUACCCCCACCCUCCCACAGCCUCCUGCCCCCCCAGGCACCCACAGAGGGCAGCUCCAGGACUCGACAGCACAUUCUGUCCCGGCAGAGCACUGCAGAGCACGAGGCUCAGGCGGCAGGAACAGGGGCCCCUGGGCUAGAGCCUGUAGCCGGCCCGGAGCCCCCUACUGCUCCGCCCCUGGAAGGAGAGGCCCAGGGUGGGGAGGGAGGAGCCGGGCGGCGCCCCCCCACCAUCAUGUUGGAUCUGCAGGUUCGUCGCGUGCGUCCAGGUGAGUACCGCCAGAGGGACAGCAUCGCUAACAGGACCCGCUCGCGCUCCCAGAACUCCAACAACACCUUCCUGUACGAGAGCGAGCGAGGUGGAUUCCGCAGGACCUUCUCCCGGUCGGAGCGUGCCGGUGUGAGGACCUACGUCAGCACCAUUCGGAUCCCCAUUCGGAGGAUCAGUGACGCCGGGCUGGGCGAGGCCACCUCCAUGGCGCUACAGACCAUGAUACGCCAGAUCAUGACGGGCUUCGGGGAGCUCAGCUACUUCAUGGACUCGGACUCUGACUCCUCGGAUUCGAACCGCGGAGCCGGCAACGCAGCCGGGACUGCCGACCUGGCAGAAGCCCUCAGUGCUCCAGAGGGAGGGGUUAUGGCGGAGCCUGCCGUCAGUUUGGGUGGGCCUAGUUUGGGAGGCGUUGCCGGGGAAGCGAGGACAGAGGGGGGGGAGGAGGUGCUCGGUGUUGGUCUGGGACCAGGGGUAGGGUUAGGGCUCGGGGGUAACCCUCGGGAGGGCAGAGCUCGGCCUCGUGCCCCCGUCAACUUGGAGGAACCAGGUUCACUGCCCUUUCUGCGCCUCGCACACUUCUUCCUCCUCAACGACGAGGAUGAAGAGCAGCCCAGGGGCCUCACCAAGGAGCAGAUCGACAACCUCUCCACCAGGAACUUCGGGGAGAGCGACGCGCUGAAGACGUGCAGCGUGUGCAUCACAGAGUACGCUGAGGGCAACAAGUUGAGGAAGCUCCCGUGUUCCCAUGAAUACCAUGUCCACUGUAUCGACCGCUGGCUGUCUGAGAACUCCACCUGUCCCAUCUGCCGACGCGCCGUCCUGGUGUCCACCAACCGCGAGAGUGUGGUCUAACCGGCUGCUUCUAAACAGGGUCAGGGGUCAGUUCCUGUUCAGAGGACCUCUCUUUCUCUUAGUCACACCAUUUACAUCGUUCAUGUUUUUUCUUUUUAGGCCGUCAGUGAGUUUUGUCUGACGGUGCUGCAGAGGUUCGGCAGACAUAUUGGACAGACAGAUGGACCCUGGCAGACUGACAGGUCACAGUGACACAUGGUGCUCUUAAUGACUCUGUAGAAGUGACAGGAGCGCUGUGAAAGACUGGCUGCAGACAGACUGGAGACCGACAGAGGAAGACCACUGUCGAGACACAUCCCACGCUUCCCUAAAGACCGGCGGAGGGGACAGACCCCCCAACUCUGCCUAAACACAGAAACCACAAGACUAACAGGAUUUCUCGAUACUCUGGAAUGGCUCACAGACUGUUGGUGUGUCCAUUCUUGCUGAAUUUGUUUUUAAGUUAAACUUGUAGAAUGUUGUACAUGCUUUAUAGGGAGAACACAAGGUACCACUUGGAUUCUGUUGGGAAUGCUUAGUGCUCCGUUGAUUUGGAAUCAUAUGAAUGGCUUCAUAUUCAUGAGAUUGGAAUUAUGGGAUCAAUAAUCAUGCUUGUUGAGUGUGUGUGAGUGUUUGUGUGUUUGUGUGUGUGUGAGUGUUUGUGUGUGUGAGAGUGUGUGUGUGUGUGUGUGUGUGUGGCCUAGCCCUGCUCUAGGCAAUCAGAUGGUGUCACAUUAGCUGUUCCUUCUGAACCUCUCACAGUACUGGUGUUGAUCACAUUCAUUAUGGUCUGAAGAUUAAAUUGGUCCUAGAACAGCACUCCUAUGAGACAUAUUUUCAAGGGGGCUUGAAUUAUAGUAGCCACACAGUGAUCCUUCCCCCUUGUGAUGUCAUUACAAUAUAACCUAACCCAUUGGUUCUGCAAAAUUAUGAACAGGAAGUGAACAGAUUGUUCCAUUAUGUCCUCAUCCCAAAAACAACAUUAAUAGUUCCAGGGGUUGUUUAAUUAAGCAUUUGACUGUUCAGUAGGCCUCUACCACCAGUCUAGGACUGUGCCCUGACCCUGGUCCUGUUCAGUAGGCCUCUACCACCAGUCUAGGACUGUUCCCUGACCCUGGUCCAGUUCAGUAGGCCUCUACCACCAGUCUAGGACUGUGCCCUGACCCUGGUCCUGUUCAGUAGGCCUCUACCACCAGUCUAGGACUGUUCCCUGACCCUGGUCCAGUUCAGUAGGCCUCUACCACCAGUCUAGGACUGUGCCCUGACCCUGGUCCUGUUCAGUAGGCCUCUACCACCAGUCUAGGACUGUUCCCUGACCCUGGUCCUGUUCAGUAGGCCUCUACCACCAGUCUAGGACUGUUCCCUGACCCUGGUCCAGUUCAGUAGGCCUCUACCACCAGUCUAGGACUGUGCCCUGACCCUGGUCCAGUUCAGUAGGCCUCUACCACCAGUCUAGGACUGUGCCCUGACCCUGGUCCAGUUCAGUAGGCCUCUACCACCAGUCUAGGACUGUGCCCUGACCCUGGUCCAGUUCAGUAGGCCUCUACCACCAGUCUAGGACUGUGCCCUGACCCUGGUCCAGUUCAGUAGGCCUCUACCACCAGUCUAGGACUGUUCCCUGACACUGGUCCAGUUCAGUAGGCCUCUACCACCAGUCUAGGACUGUGCCCUGACCCUGGUCCAGUUCAGUAGGCCUCUACCACCAGUCUAGGACUGUUCCCUGACACUGGUCCAGUUCAGUAAGCCUCUACCACGAAGACAGACAUCUUCUGGAACAUCAGUGCAAUUAUUACAACAUGGAAGAGAGGAAAACAAACUGUGAUAUUCUAAACUUUUUUUAUUAUUAUUAUUAUUUCGAAAAUAUUGUAGACUGUGAAUAUUCACACUUUAAUGAAGACUUGUUUCCUUGUUAAGCAUUUCACUUUCCUAGAGGUUGGUUUAUGUCUGUUCUGAAAGCACUAUGUCCCUAAAAGUGUAGGAGCCAAUACAUGGGCGUUAAAUACGCUCAAGGGUGUGCAGUGUUUUGUGCCAUGAUGACAUCACAUUCUAUAGAUUCUAAGUGUUCUCACAGUUGUCGUUGUGGUUACCUCCCUUUAUAAAUAAAGUUUUGGAUUGUUGAAUUGCUGUUAUUGUUGAUAAUGGCCAUUUGUAAAUGAAAUGUAUCCUAACUCUUGCAUUGUUACCCUAGUAUAGGCUGGCUGUCUCUGCGUCAUAGCCUGCUGUAGGGAGCUAUGUUCAAUGUGUUCUCAAUGACGUUUCCUAUAUAGGGCCUGGUCUGAGGUCGAGUAUGGGACCUGGUCUGAGGUGCUGUACUGUGUAGGGAAUAGGUUGGCGUUUGGGACACAAUGUUGAAUUAUUUUGUCAAAUAAACAGGUUUUACUACAGAGCAUUGUAGUCACACA
Esox lucius (northern pike) is the source of this 5231-nucleotide messenger RNA. It is a transcript of the gene rlim, whose product is annotated as ring finger protein, LIM domain interacting. Gene Ontology annotation, cellular component: nucleoplasm; cytoplasm. Gene Ontology annotation, biological process: random inactivation of X chromosome; ubiquitin-dependent protein catabolic process; protein ubiquitination. The transcript is spliced from 4 exons. Gene Ontology annotation, molecular function: ubiquitin protein ligase activity. Bases 214 to 2850 code for a protein of 878 amino acids. NCBI's taxonomy places the organism in Eukaryota, Metazoa, Chordata, Actinopteri, Esociformes, Esocidae. The record is from RefSeq and is a predicted model, not a curated record.